UAUCCAUUUCUCACCUCCCACACCUUGCAGCAUUCACUCACUCACUCAACUCUCCCUCUCUCUCUCUCUCUCUCAAGAGCACAGGCAACAACAUGCACCCGGGCACCUCCGUAGCUGCGGUGGUCUGUGCGGCUUCUGUGCUGCUCAUCAGCAAUGGCUGCCUCUCCAUGGCCAUGGUGGAGGACAAGAUCACGGCGCUGCCGGGGCAGCCACCGGUGAGCUUCGCGCAGUACUCCGGAUACGUGGAGGUGGACGCCGUGAGGAAGAGGUCGCUCUUCUACUACUUCGCCGAGGCAGAGCUAGAUCCGGCCACCAAGCCCCUCGUCCUCUGGCUAAACGGAGGACCCGGAUGUUCAUCUGUGGGGGUGGGAGCAUUCUCAGAGAAUGGGCCAUUCAGGCCCAGUGGCAAUGCCCUUAUGAGCAAUGAGUAUAGCUGGAACAAAGAGGCCAACAUGCUCUAUCUGGAGAGCCCUGCAGGGGUGGGCUUCUCCUACUCCACUGAUCCUUCCUUCUAUGGGGGUGUUGGUGACAGCAUGACAGCCAGGGAUAAUUUAAGGUUCUUGGAAGGCUGGUUUGCCAAGUUCCCACAGUACAAGGGCAGGAACUUGUACAUCGCAGGAGAGAGUUAUGCUGGUCACUAUGUUCCGCAACUAGCGCAGCGCAUGGUUGAAUUUGACGACAAGGAGAAGCUGUUCAAUCUGAAAGGCAUUGCUUUGGGCAAUCCUGUUCUCGAAUUCUCAACUGACUUCAACUCAAGAGCCGAGUUCUUCUGGUCACACGGGCUGAUAUCGGACUCAACCUACAACAUCUUCACGACGGUUUGCAACUACUCACGGUAUGUGAGCGAGUAUUACCACGGCUCCAUCAGCUCGGUUUGCGACAGGGUGAUGAGCCAAGUGACCAAAGAGACGAGCAGAUUCGUGGACAAGUACGAUGUCACCCUGGACGUCUGCAUUUCUUCGGUGUUGAUGCAGUCCCAAGUGCUCACCCCAAGCCCAAAUUCUACCGAGCAAUUGAACAGGGCGCUCGACGUGUGCGUCGAGGACGAGACGAUGAACUACCUCAACCGAAAAGAUGUGCAAAAGGCAAUGCACGCUCAGCUCAACGGCGUGCCCAAGUGGACGGUCUGCAGCAGUGUUCUUGAGUACAAACAGCUGGACCUGCAGAUCCCGACCAUCAACAUCGUCGGCGCGCUCGUCAAGUCCGGCAUCCCGGUGCUAGUUUACAGCGGUGAUCAGGACUCGGUGAUCCCCCUGACGGGCAGCAGGACGCUGGUGCACCGCCUGGCCAAGAGGCUCCGGCUGAACGCAACGGUGCCGUACCGGGUCUGGUUCCAAGGGAAGCAGGUUGGUGGAUGGACGCAGGUGUUCGGCGACGCGCUGUCCUUCGCGACCAUCCGGGGCGCGUCGCACGAGGCGCCCUUCUCGCAGCCGGAGAGGUCCCUCGUGCUCUUCAGGGCGUUCCUCGCCAGCCGGCCGCUGCCGGAAUCGUUCGAGUGACCUCAACUCAAGAGACAGCUCGUGUUCUUGUACUACUAUCUACUCCCUCCGUUCCUAAAUAUAUCUCUUUGUAGAGAUUCCACUAAAUGGACUACAUACGGAGCAAAAUGAAUGAAUCUACACUUAAAAUGCAUCUAUAUACAUCCGUACGUGGUUUAUAGUGGAAUCUCUAUAAAGACUUAUAUUUAGGAACGGAGGGAGUAGUAUAGUAGCUAGAGUGCAUUGCGUCAAUCACCUUUCAAGGUUGGAAAUCCAAUCAAAAAGGUCUUCACAAGUGUAAUCAGUUACUCCCUUGUUUCACUAUUAUAAGAUGUUUUGAAUAUUUUAAUA
Molecule: messenger RNA, 1829 nt
Organism: Aegilops tauschii subsp. strangulata
Lineage: Eukaryota; Viridiplantae; Streptophyta; Magnoliopsida; Poales; Poaceae
Product: serine carboxypeptidase-like 45
Biological process (GO): proteolysis
Cellular component (GO): vacuole
Molecular function (GO): serine-type carboxypeptidase activity
Source: RefSeq, a predicted model, not a curated record